UCAUAAUGUCCUAGUUAGACACAGGACCUGCUGGGCCACAGAAAGGAGGCUCUGGGUAGACGCACUAGAUUACUGGAUAAAUCACUUCGAUUUCCCAAUGAAUUUUAUAUUGUUUAUUUUUAUACCUGGAGUUUUUUCCUUAAAAAAUAGUACUUUGAAGCCUACUAUUGAAGGUGAGAGAGCAUUUACAACUUUUAUAAAAAUAGUAGGUAAGAAGGAUGACCCAUAAUCGUGAAAAAUUGGUAUGUGGCAGUUUUCUACAGGAGGAUAUAAACUUUAUUGUUGGAGCUAUGCAUUGCCUAAUGUGAUACCUUUAAAUGAAGAUGUUAAUAAGCAGGAAGAAAAGAAUGAAGAUCAUACUCCCAAUUAUGCUCCUGCUAAUGAGAAAAAUGGCAAUUAUUAUAAAGAUAUAAAACAAUAUGUGUUCACAACACAAAAUCCAAAUGGCACUGAGUCUGAAAUACCUGUGAGAGCCACAACUGACCUGAAUUUUGCUCUAAAAAACGAUAAAACUGUCAAUGCAACUACAUAUGAAAAAUCCACCAUUGAAGAAGAAACAACUACUAACGAACCCUCUCAUAAAAAUAUUCAAAGAUCAACCCCAAACGUGCCUGCAUUUUGGACAAUGUUAGCUAAAGCUAUAAAUGGAACAGCAGUGGUCAUGGAUGAUAAAGAUCAAUUAUUUCACCCAAUUCCAGAGUCUGAUGUGAAUGCUACACAGGGAGAAAAUCAGCCAGAUCUAGAGGAUCUGAAGAUCAAAAUAAUGCUGGGAAUCUCGUUGAUGACCCUCCUCCUCUUUGUGGUCCUCUUGGCAUUCUGUAGUGCUACACUGUACAAACUGAGGCAUCUGAGUUAUAAAAGUUGUGAGAGUCAGUACUCCGUCAACCCAGAGCUGGCCACGAUGUCUUACUUUCAUCCAUCAGAAGGUGUUUCAGAUACAUCCUUUUCCAAGAGUGCAAAGAGCAGCACAUUUUUGGGUACCACUUCUUCAGAUAUGAGAAGAUCAGGCACAAGAACAUCAGAAUCUAAGAUAAUGACGGAUAUCAUUUCCAUAGGCUCAGAUAAUGAGAUGCAUGAAAACGAUGAGUCGGUUACCCGGUGAAGAAAUCAAGGAACCCGGUGAAGAAAUCAUAUUGAUGAAUAAAUAACUUUAAUUA
Messenger RNA from Pan troglodytes (chimpanzee), 1157 nucleotides. RefSeq names its product equatorin (gene EQTN). The transcript has 8 exons. Gene Ontology annotation, biological process: endocytosis; acrosomal vesicle exocytosis; fusion of sperm to egg plasma membrane involved in single fertilization. Lineage: Eukaryota; Metazoa; Chordata; Mammalia; Primates; Hominidae. The record is from RefSeq and is a predicted model, not a curated record. Gene Ontology annotation, cellular component: plasma membrane; inner acrosomal membrane; outer acrosomal membrane. Bases 245 to 1102 code for a protein of 285 amino acids.